Sarcophilus harrisii (Tasmanian devil) is the source of this 6366-nucleotide messenger RNA. It is a transcript of the gene STAC3, whose product is annotated as SH3 and cysteine rich domain 3. The transcript is spliced from 11 exons. The coding region runs from base 3530 to 4657 and encodes 375 amino acids. Gene Ontology annotation, biological process: positive regulation of voltage-gated calcium channel activity; skeletal muscle contraction; positive regulation of protein localization to plasma membrane. Lineage: Eukaryota; Metazoa; Chordata; Mammalia; Dasyuromorphia; Dasyuridae. The record is from RefSeq and is a predicted model, not a curated record. Gene Ontology annotation, cellular component: extrinsic component of cytoplasmic side of plasma membrane. Gene Ontology annotation, molecular function: protein binding.
UCUGGGGUUUUCUUUGCCACCUUUUCCCUCUCUUUUUCCAGGUGGCUUCUCUCCUCUCUGCCUCCCUCUCCCUCCUUUUUUGGACAUCCCCUUUUCCCCAUCCUGGCCCCCAAUGCAUUUCUUUCAUUUUGGGGGGGUGGUAUGGAGGGGUCUUACACUCCCCCAUUCCUCCCUUUCUCCUGCCACCCCAUCUCCUCUUCCUCUUUUUGGUCUUUAUGAAUAUAUUUAUAUGGACAGAAUUAAGAAGAAAAAAAUAAAUUGAUUUCCCCCCUCCUUUCACUUCCCCCCAUCUUGUCUCCCUUAUCCCAUGAGUUAAAACCUGUGCCUACCCCUCCUCUAUCCACCCCAGCCCCCCAGAACACUUGUAUAUUGUUUGUUUGAGGUUCGUGCCGCAGUAACAGACACAGUAUUUAAUUGCACAUACAGAUGUUUGCUGGGUAUGUUCACUGUAAAUUUUAUUUAAUCUGGGUUUUUUUGUUUGUUUUGGGGGGUUGUUUGGGGGGUUUUAUUUUAUUUUAUUUUUUGUUUUGUUUUUAAAUAUAAAAGAAAAUCAUCUGUCACUGGACGUCAGUCCUGGUUUCUCUGUUACUGCCCUUGGGAGGGGGUUGCAGGGAAGGAUUUGGGAUAGAGUGGAGUGGGGCUGCCUUCCAAUUGGUUGUGAUCCUGCCAUCCUCUUCAGUCUCCCCUCAAUCUUCCACCUGUUCCUGUAGGUGGCUGAACCUUCUGCUUCAAGGCCCUGAUGGGUCAGCUUGGAGUUUGGACAUGAAUGCAACUGAGUUACUGGCCCAGCCCCCGUCUUCCACUUUUCCCUUGAAGUCUUUUUUAAUUCUGUGCUGGCAAGUAAUAGGGGAGUAAGUGUUCCCUGAAAUAAAAGCUGCAUUUGUAGAACCUGUGUUAUUUGGUUCCCUCAGUCAGCCAGGAUAGUCUCAUUACCCCCUACAUACAGAAGAGAGAGAGAGAGAGAGAGAGAAAAAAAAUCAUGUCUAACAAAAUAGCCCUAUGCUAUAUGCCCUUUUUGGCCCUUAUGCCCUGCCUUAAAUCUCACUGUCCUCAGGUUGCCCUCAGUUCUAAGAUGUCUAAAAACUCAGAUGUCUAGAAGUAAAUCCACCUUUAAGUCCAGACUGCAUAGAACCUCAUUCCCCAGAAACUUAUGGUCACCCCACUGGACCCCAUGUAGGAGGGAACAGGAAUGGGGUGAGCUCAUGCAUAUGUUGAGUCAGGAAUUUCAUUUGGGGCUGGGUAUCUGUCAUCAUUUUAAGCUUCUCUGUUGGACUUUUCUUCUGACCCUUCCUCCAAUCUAAUCCAGCUGUUAGAGAGUCUUCAGAUCUUGGAAUUGGUGAGGCAAUAUGUUGUCAUUAACAACGCGUUCUCUGCUGUGGUAGGUAGGAGUACCUCCCCACCAAGCUGUGCCCCCCGCUCCCAACUAAUAGAAAAAGGAUGACCAGGUACAGUGGAAAGAACCCUGAGCUUGAAGUCAGAGGGCCUGGGUUGGAACUCUGCUAGUUCAGUUACUUAUCUGGGUGACUUUGGGCAAGUCACAAGGUCUUUGGGUUUCAUCUAUAAAAAGAGGGGGUUGAACUAGAUGACUUUUCAGGUCUCUUCUCAUUGUAGAAAUCUGAUAUCCCAUGAUUCUGUGGAAUUCCCUUCAGGUACACGUUGGCCAUAUUUGUUAAGUCCACCUUGUGGGACAUCCGGCUGUGGGUGGAUCAGAAUGUUGAGAGUCAUCAGAGAGGGGAAUGGGAGGGUCAUCUUCUUGACUUUCAUGAUGAAAGGAGCAGUAAGUAGUAUACUGGUAUACAUUUUCCUAAGUAGCUGAAACCAUAUGUAGACAUCUCCCCCUCUCCCUACCCUCUCUGCCUCUUUGGUUAUUUGGGUUGUUGUUAUUCUUAGUUCCCUUUCCACAUAUAGAUCCAAGACCACUUUCAAUGAGUCAGUCUCAGCCCCCUAACAGCUUAAUUGGGGUGGAAGAUUGAGAGGAAUGUGCAGAGAUGAUUGAAGAAACGGGACCUAUUAGAUUGCGAGACAGGUGAACUGCCCCUUUCCCCUCACCAAGGAGGAGGAAUGGACAUGUCUCAUUGAGAAGUCACACUGAAGUCCUUGAAUUGUCUUUAUUCCCUGUCCCAGUUCUGAGCCUAGAGUUCCAUCUGCCUGAAGUGUUCAUAAAAGGACAAAAAGCCCCUCUUGGAAAAUUCAGAAUGUAGAUGCUCUAUGAAGAUUUGGGGAACAAUGAUGUGAAUAGUUGGAGUUGAACCCAGUAGCCUAUGGCUUCUAAGGCUGAGCCUGGAAUAGAUAGAAAUGAGGUAGUAUCUGUCUUUCGAAGUGGAGGAGGGGCAAGUUGUAGUCUGUCUUUUUAAUCCUCUAAAAAUCUCCUGGAAAGGGACUGGAAAUAGAGGCUGAGUUACCUCCUGUAAGCUUAGUUACCACUAUACUGAACAUAGGUGAAGAGGUGGGGAUAGGCCGCUGUUGUGACUGAAGAGAUUUGGGGGGGGAGGGCAGGGUCCAACACUGCCCCAGGCCUUUUAGUUUCCAAUUUCUCUGUGUCAGCUGUGUUGCUCAGCUGUCCACUCUCCUCUAGCCCUGUCACUUAAACUGUGACGCUAAAGGGAGAGGCCAGGUCUGCAAACACCAGCUGGGGAGACGUGAGCAUCAAGGGUAUUUUGGGGGUAUAAAGCCCCCCAGGCAAGAGGACAGAGCCUUCCUUUUCCAUCCCUAUCCAACACCAACACAAGCUUCCUAACCUGGCAUCCUCUUUCCUCCACUGGCUGUGGACUGACGUAGGGAGUCCCAAACGUAAGUUGCCUUUUCCUACUAGUUACCAGACCAUGGCUGCUUGGGUUCCCCCACCCCUCAGCCAAUUUACCUCUCCCAUUUUCCUUACCUGGCUAUUAAGAAGUUUGGGGUGUACUGAUUACAGCUAUUUCUUUCCCUGAAGAAGGAGUUGGAUCAGGAAAGAGGUUGGGGAAUUAAUGUCCAAGGAAUAGAGUAGUAGAGGAGGGAGGUCAUAUUACAUUGAAAACUUAAAAAUAGCUAACCCCCAAAGCAGGCUGGGACAGGGCCUGACAUGGAGGUAGUGUUAAAACCCUCUCCCAUCCCCAGAGAAGAACAAUAGCCCAGAGUUGAGGGGACCUGGAAUCCUCUACCUCUCUACUCUAAAGUGAGAAUUUGGGGGAGGAGGGAAAGGAAUUCAGGAAAAGUUACAUGGGAUCGUGCCUAUAGCCUUGAAGAAAAGAAAAAGCCUCUAAGGAGUCUUCACCCCUCCCUAAAAUGAGAAGUUUCUGUCUUAAUGGAACUUCUAUAUGGGAAUGGAGAUAGCCUGCCUCUGUAAUCUUCCAGUCUGAGCCCUUUAUGGAAUCUCCUUGUUUAGGCUCCUUUGUUUAGUUUCUCAUUCUGGAAGAGGGGAAUGGAGACCCUCUUUGUGUGUCUCUCACCUUAAGAGACCUGCAGUUCUCUUCCCAAAGCUCUAUUUGUCCUAUUCCAGAGGUGAGUCCCUAGGAAUAAGAAAGGGGGGGGGGAGGGGAGGUAAGGAAGGAUGAAGAAUCUACAUUGGGAUCCUCACUCUUGUAGGAUGACAGAAAAGGAAGUCUUGGAUUCCCCUAAAUCCUUCGCAGCGGAAACACCAAAGAGUGGGCUACAGAGGCUGAAGCAAUUAUUCAGGAAGGAGACAGUAGAAAAAAAGGAGAUGGAGCUCCCCCCUGAGCCCCAGGCCAAUGGGGAGGCUGUAGGGGCUCAAGGGGGACCCAUCUACUACAUCUAUGAGGAGGAAGAAGAGGAAGAGGAGGAAGAGGAGAAGGAGCCGCCCCCUGAACCCCCUAAGCCUGUCAAUGACAAGCCCCACAAGUUCAAAGAUCAUUUCUUUAAGAAGCCCAAAUUCUGUGAUGUCUGUGCCAGAAUGAUUGUUCUUAACAACAAAUUUGGGCUACGGUGCAAGAACUGCAAAACCAAUAUCCAUGAGCACUGCCAGUCCUUUGUGGAGAUGCAGAGAUGCUUUGGCAAGAUUCCUCCUGGUUUCCGCCGUGCCUAUAGUUCUCCACUCUAUAGCGACCAGCAAUAUGCCUGUGUCAAGGACCUACUCUCCAACCGAAACGACCCCGUUUUUGAGACACUUCGAACUGGAGUGAUCAUGGCAAACAAAGAGCGGAAAAAGGGACAAGCAGACAAGAAGAAUCCCCUAGCAGCUAUGAUGGAGGAGGAGCCAGAAGCCCCCAAAACUGAGGAAGGAAAACCCCAAGCUGGAAAUCCAGAGGGAGACAAGAAGACCGACAAGAAGACUGCUGAAGACAAAAACAAGCAGCCUGGAUUCCAGCAGUCUCAUUACUUUGUGGCUCUCUAUCGGUUCAAGGCUUUGGAAAAGGAUGAUCUGGACUUCCCACCUGGAGAGAAAAUCACUGUCAUUGAUGACUCUAAUGAGGAGUGGUGGCGGGGCAAAAUUGGGGAGAAGAUCGGAUUUUUUCCCCAAAACUUCAUCAUCCGAGUCAGGGCUGGUGAACGGGUACACCGGGUGACUAGAUCGUUUGUGGGAAAUCGUGAAAUUGGGCAGAUAACACUCAAGAAGGACCAGAUUGUGGUGCAGAAAGGGGACGAAGCUGGUGGCUAUGUCAAAGUCUACACUGGUCGAAAGGUGGGACUAUUUCCCACUGACUUUCUGGAGGAAAUUUAGGGGUUCAGGUGCCCUCAAUUAAUCCAGGAUCAUAUUAUUCAGUGCCUACUAUGUGCCAGGCACUAUGUGAUUUACAAAGAUAAAAACAAAAGGCCCUGCCCUCAAGAAGCUUUCCUUCUAUCUAGGAGGAAACACUCUCAAACACCACUUGGGGCAGAAUUGUAGGAAGGGGUAGCAGUUCAGCUCAGUUCAGGGGCAGCUCAGUUCCAGCUGGGGCUAUCUUCUAAGAGGGCUGGUUCCCCCUUAAACUCACCUCCCUAGUGUGAGACUUACUGAACUGGGCAUGCAGGGACGGACACCCUUUCCCCAACAAGAACUCUCCCUCUGAAGCUUCUUCCCUGAACUUGCACACUGGAGAUUGAUGCUGGGGAGAAGUAGGAAAGACCUCUUUUAGGUCUAGGUAGAUGGGGAGGAGGGAAUCACAGGAGACUUAAGUUGCAAGUAAAGCCCUUUAGUUCAUUAAAGUUUUGUGGGGAAAGGGUUGGAAAAUUUUCUUUCUUUAAAUUUAGGGUCUUUUUUUUCUUUUUAAAAUCUUUGUUACAAGGCAAGAAUUGCCUGAAAGGAGGACAGUAUUCUAUUCAGAAAUGAGAUUGUUGUAAAAACAAUAUAUCAAUUAAAAAUAAUUACCAGAAAGUUGAACUGGGCAGCUUAAAAAAAUAAAUUUGAAAGUGGAAAAAAAACUACUGAAUAGCUUCUAUGCCCUAGCUCUUUCGUAGGUGACAUAAUAGGGAACAAAGAGAAAUAUAAGGCAGAAUCUCUGCCCUCCCGGGCACUCCAGUCCAGCAGGAGAUUAAAAAAGUCAAAUAAUGCCUGAGAAUUGGUUACAUGAGGAGUAAGAUAACAGCUGGCGUUUCGUUUCUGUUUGUUGAGUGAAUACAUUAGGCUUAAAAAAAAAAAAUUGGGGGAAGGAUUACAAUGGAAUGGGGGCGUUGUAGCUAAGUGACCCCCUCCCCCAGGACCAGGGCGGCCAGCGGGGUCUGGAAACAGCGUCAGUGUUUCUCCAGCGAAGGGGGAAAGAGCCCCAGGCCGUACGAUUUAGGAGUUUCACAGACAGACACACCAGUCGUGCUGGGGUCCGCCCCGCCCCGCCCCGCAUCCCACCCGAGGAUUGGGCCCAGGAGAGGCCGCCAGGGGGAGGUAGAAGAUCUCCGUUAGAGAUGGAGUGUGAGUGAGUGAGUGUGUGUGUGUGUGUGUGUGUGUUGGGGGCGUGCUGUUUCCAUAGCAACUUGCGUCCUGAGGGAAACGGAGCUUGGCCGGGGGCAGAUGAAGGGCGGAGGUCUCUCCUGUCCCCACCCCAAAAGCUUCCCGGACCCAGAGUGUAUGUGAGAGAGAGCGAGCGCGCGCGCGCAAACAAGACUCCCCGUCCAGGUCCUCCCGUGGCUUGCCGUAUGCAAAUGUUAUGAUUUGCAUAUGCAAAUAUGCCAAUAUGCCAGACCGGGUCACAGGCGGCAGGUGGCAGGGACUAGGAAGGUAAGGGGAGGGAAAGAAUAAAAGGGUAGGAAUUUUAAUUUGGGUCUAGGAAUGGCUGGAGAGAGAAUACGGAGGUAGGCUUCAGAGUAUUGGGGGGGGAGGGUGUCCGUUUUAAGAAAAAAGGUGUGUGUCUGCCCUGAGACUCCUUUUCCAUCCAGCCUCUGUUAGGCCUGAGGUUGGCACCGCUUGGCAAGGUUGGCAGCGGGAGCCUAGGCACCAUCUGCUGCUGGUGGCAAGGA